CCCCGCGCCGUCCGCCACGGGCAUCCCGGGGCGAGAGCUGCGGGUGCGAAUUGGGCAGCCACCCGCGGGGCUGGCCUGGUCGACCUGGCCCUGGGUUUGCAGCUGUCCCGGAGGGUAGUUUGUGGGCCGUUUGUGCCACUGUUGGUUCUGAACUGCUGGGAGUGGAGGUGGCCGCGCCAGAUGUUGGAGUGACAGCAUGGAUUCCUCCAGCCAGCUGUUCCUUGCAGAUAAUGCGGAGAACUUGAAUGGCAGCUGCCUGGGGAGCGUUGCCCUGGACCGCUUGGUCCGGGUUGUCGUUGGUGCUUUGCCCUUCGGCUUGUCUUUUUUUUUUUUUUUUUUUUUUUUUUGGAAUCAAGCGCUGCAUGCUUAAGGCCACGUAGACCUUGAGAACUGCUGUGGCCGCUUUCCAGUUUGUGCAGCACCAGCCCAAAGGAGUGGGAGGUCGCAGGGGCAGCAAAACUUGGGGGGUGGGGGUCAGGGGGGCCCAGACCGCUAAGCUUUCUGGGGACCGCUUGCAGACUCUCAGCAGCGUCAGAGAAGUAUGUAUGUAGCAGCGGGUCUUCGGCUUGCCUUUGGGGGGAGGGCGUGGGGGAGCUCCAGUUUAAAGCAUCUGCAGGCCCCUACCCCCGAGUCAGACUGCCUUUGUCAGCCGGGGUCGUCCCACAUCCUGCCACCUGGCCUUUCAGGAAAGCCGUAGUAUUAAGUAAGGAAGGAGCUCAGCUCUUGUUGAGACCGCUUUGUUUUCAGUUCUCCCUGCCUCUGAUCUUCUUUCCUUGGAAAGCUGCUCUGGUCAAGUGUCUCAGGGCCACCUUUUGGGAGAAUCACUGUUUAAGAGUUCUCUGGACUACAGCCCCACUCUUCCAGAUGGUUAAGCAGCCAGUUACUGCUUCAUUCUCCGUGUCUAAGGUGUAUCUUACUUUUUUUUUUUCCAAUUCUUAAUACAAUUUUUGAAUGAGGGGGGUACUUUCCAAAACUUCGAUGGGGUGAUUUGGAUGAAAAAAGUCAGUGAAGGUAACAGAAGGGUGCAAGAAAUGUUAAGGGCAGUAUUGUUUAUCUUUGCCUAUAAGGACAUUACAAUCAUAGCUCAGAAAUUCUUUAUCAUGGGUCAGAUUAUUCUUUAAUUAUAAGUACGGAGAAGGCCAAGUUCUGGGCACUUGGGCAGUGAGUUUUGAUUUCUUUUAAGGAGGCAAUUCUGCAGGCCAUUCGAGGUUGAACCAAUGAAUGAGAUGACACUGGGCUAUGAAAUAUUGACGUUUGCAUGUCUGGCCUAUGAUUGCAGCUCUUACUAUUUGAGAGCUUUGCUGAAUGAUCCUAGGUGCGGAAAAUAAUAGGAGAGUCUGAGAAGCAAAAAGAGGCAACACCUUGUUUCAGACCUUGCUCUUGCCUGUCUGUUCCCAUGUGGGAGCAGCAGGCACUGCAACCACAGGUGUGGUGUUGUGAGCUGAGCAAGGGGGCAGGUGUUGGAAGACUUGGCUUCCAGGCAGAGCCCUGCCCCUGCAUGACAUGGGACCUACCUGAGCAGGACCAGUACUUGCGUUGCUGUAGCAAGAGACCUAGAUGGUCAUGAGAUUUCAAGCCCAGGAAGAAGGGCGUCUUUGAUCUUUAGCCUCAGCAUCAAGCCUGGGUCUUGAUGGUCAGGCAGUGGUCAUAUGUGGUCAGGUGGUGCUUGGUGAGUGAUGGAUGGACAUGUGAAUGACAUCGUGAAAGCAACUUUUGCCAUGCCACAGAGGGGAAGUGUGUGUGAUGUUUUUGUCCCUUCUCUGUGUCUGUGGUCCUGCCAUGAUUUUGUUUAAUUCCACCUGCAGAGAAUGUCUGACAUCAAAGGAGAGAUUGCCAUUUGACCCUGAGAAUGACUUUUUCCGGGCUUCAACAGCUGUCAGAUUAGGAAUCCCGAUCUAAAUCUACCACCAGAAAACUCCUCAGAGGCAACCAUGGGGUCAUCCAAGCCACCUCUCCCCUUUGAGUGGCCCAUGCUCACUUAGACCAUUUUAUCAAGGGUGCCUCCACCCACCCAGCACUGGCUCUCCUAUAAUCUAGGUUUUUUGCCUCCCUCUUAGGUUAGUUUAACUUCUAUCUCAACUAGAGGCUUGCCCUGGCCAAUGGUAUGAUGCAGGAGUGGGAUUUGGGGGUUUGGGGGAUGCAAACUGCUAUAUUUGGAAUGGGUGGGCAGUGGGGUCCUACUGUACAGCACAGGGAAGUGUGUGUAAUUGGGUCACUUUGCUCUGCAACACAACUUGAUGAAAUGUUGUAAAUCAAGUCUACUUUAAUAAUAAUGAAGGAAAAAAAAAAAAAGCAACUGCAGGGAAACUUCCUAGGGCCUCUGUAGAUAUUCUGAAACUGUCUUUGUCUUUCUCUUGGAAAUCAGGAUGGAUGACAGGGCACCCUACUAAGGGUCAGUGACUGCAAGCUGGUGCUCCGCACUGCUCUGUGCUCUAGAGAUCCCGCCUUAUGUCAGUUCGCAUCAUUCCACAUGGUUGCCUUGGGUUGGAAAUGCUGGUUUUUGCCCUCCUUCUCUUUCAUUUGUCCCGAGUGGCCCCUCUGUCUGAAACGUCUUUCUUGGUCUGCUUUCAGACUUUUAUUUCUUUCCACCAGUGUAUUGUGCUUGACAAUAUCAGGUGCAGACAGGGUGGAAAAUGCAUCUGAGGGUUGGUACCUGGAGGACGAUAAUAAAAUUUGGUUGGCAGUUGAGUUGAUGUAAUUGAGCUCCACUAUCUGCUCUUGGCAGUGUGGAAUUUAUCAUUCUAUUAUUGCCAUAUUGUUAUUAUUAAUUUCUUAUUCUGAUGUUGUAAAGUUCAAUGGAGGGGUUCUGAAAGAUGGCUGAUGGCUCGUAAAAUUGCAAAGCAUCUUGCUGGAAAUAGGCUUUUUUGUUGGUUGUAAAACAUUCAGUUUAAUGCUUUGUAUGUUAUAGUACAUUUUAUAAGUAAGCACUUUAUAAGUAUUUCUCUUUGGGACUGAAGAGGAAAUUCUAAUCAGCAGCCUAGGUGGCAGCAUAAAAUUGCAGGACUUUUUACAAAAUAUUUACUGCCUUUUGCAGUGGGGAGGUGGGGAUGCGCUUAAAAGAGGCAAAGCAAGACUUUGCCUAAGAGCAGGGUUGCUUGGUGGUGCUCUUAGGAGAGAAAACAGGCUCGUCAGGACUCCGUUGUGCCUGUAACUGCAUUCAGGGCUCCUAAAAUCCAGUGGCUGCCCCAGAGCAGCAUCGAAGUGAGAUGGGAGCUUGGGUUGGUCACUAGACACAGUACCUGUUGCUGACAGACAGGCUUGGCUCCCUGACAGACGUUACUGAAAACACGGGUUAUUCCCCUCCUCCUCAGUACCCACUCCCCGCCUUCCUUCUCUUGUUUAGACUAAUCUUUAAAAGUGAUGUAACUUACAACAGUCCAGUGUGAGUUAAUCUGUGGGGCCAGCUAGUAUCCUGGGAGCAGAGGUGACUAAGAUCUUUUGCCUCUUGAUUAGGGCCUUGUAGAGCACCAUGGCUGAGCAACUCCUUCCCCUGGCUUUGUAUUUGAGCAACAUGCGGAAGGCUGUGAAGAUAAGAGAGAGAACUCCAGAAGAUAUUUUCAAACCUACCAAUGGAAUCAUUCACCAUUUUAAAUCCAUGCACCGAUACACUCUGGAAAUGUUCAGAACCUGCCAGUUUUGUCCGCAAUUUCGGGAGAUCAUCCACAAAGCUCUCAUCGACAGGAACAUCCAGGCCUCCCUGGAAAGCCAGAAGAAGCUCAACUGGUGUCGAGAAGUGAGGAAGCUUGUGGCACUGAAAACGAAUGGGGACGGGAACUGCCUCAUGCAUGCUGCUUCCCAGUACAUGUGGGGUGUUCAGGACACAGACUUGGUGCUGAGGAAGGCGCUCUUCAGCACCCUCAAGGAGACGGACACACGCAACUUCAAAUUUCGCUGGCAGCUGGAGUCCCUUAAAUCUCAGGAAUUCGUGGAAACGGGGCUUUGCUAUGACACCCGGAAUUGGACUGAGGAAUGGGACAACCUUAUCAAAAUGGCAUCCACGGACACACCAGUGGCCCGAAGUGGACUUCAGUAUAAUUCACUGGAAGAAAUACACAUAUUCGUCCUUUGCAACAUCCUCAGGAGGCCAAUCAUCGUCAUUUCAGACAAGAUGCUGAGAAGUUUGGAAUCGGGUUCUAAUUUCGCUCCUCUGAAGGUGGGCGGAAUUUACUUGCCUCUGCAUUGGCCCGCCCAGGAAUGCUACAGAUACCCUAUCGUUCUCGGCUACGACAGCCAACACUUUGUCCCCCUGGUGACCCUGAAGGACAGUGGGCCAGAAAUCCGAGCUAUUCCACUUGUUAACAGAGAGCGAGGAAGAUUCGAAGACUUAAAAGUUCACUUCUUGACAGAUCCCGAAAAUGAGAUGAAGGAAAAGCUCCUGAAAGAGUACUUGACGGUGAUAGAAAUCCCCGUUCAAGGCUGGGACCAUGGCACCACCCAUCUAAUUAAUGCUGCAAAGUUGGAUGAAGCUAACUUACCCAAAGAAAUAAACCUGGUAGACGAUUACUUCGAACUUGUCCAGCAUGAGUACAAGAAGUGGCAGGAAAACAAUGAGCAGGGGCGGAGAGCCACGCACCCUCAGAACCCUCUGGAGCCUUCCGUGCCCCAGCUUUCUCUCAUGGACAUCAAGUGCGAGACGCCCAACUGCCCUUUCUUCAUGUCGGUGAACACCCAGCCCUUGUGCCACGAGUGCUCAGAGAGACGGCAGAAGAACCAAAGCAAACCCCCAAAGCCCACCUCCAAGCCGGACCCCGAGGCGCUGCCCGGCCUGGCGCUUGGAGCCUCCCGCGGGGAGGCCUGGAACCCCGAGGAGCCCUCUGGGGGCCCCCGCUCAGCCCCUCCGACGGCUCCCAGCCUCUUCCUGUUCAGCGAGACUACGGCCAUGAAGUGCAGGAGCCCCGGCUGCCCCUUCACGCUCAACGUGCAGCACAACGGCUUCUGCGAGCGAUGCCACAACGCCCGGCAGCUCAACCCCGGCCACCCCCCGGACCCCACGCGCCAUCUCGACCCCAGCAAGUGCCAAGCCUGCCUCCAGAACGUCACCAGGACGUUUAACGGGAUCUGCAGCACUUGCUUUAAAAGGACUACGGCUGAGCCCGCCUCCAGCCUCGGCUCCAGCAUCCCCCUAUCCUGCCACCAGCGCUCCAAGUCCGACCCCUCGCAACUGGCCCAGAGCGUCUCCCCACACCCCUGCCGCAGAGCCGGGCCUGAGGCUCCCUCUGGCUGCUCCGCCUCGGCCGCACGGACUCCGGGGGACAGGACGGGGACGAGCAAGUGCAGAAAAGCCGGCUGCAUGUACUUUGGGACUCCGGAAAACAAAGGCUUUUGCACGCUGUGUUUCAUUGAGUACAGAGAAAAUAAACAUUUCGUCACUGCCUCGGGGAAAGCCAGUCCCACGGCCUCCAGGUUCCAGAAUGCCGUCCCCUGCCUGGGCAGGGAAUGUGGCGCCCUCGGAAGCACGGUGUUUGAAGGAUACUGUCAGAAGUGUUUCAUUGAGGCUCAGAAUCAGAGAUUUCAUGAAGCAAAAAGGACUGAAGAGCAGCUGAGGCUGAGCCAGCGCAGAGACUUGUCGCGAGCCACCCAGAGCGCUUCCAGGUCCAAGUGCGCCCGGGCCACCUGCAGGAACGUGCUGGCCUGCUGCAGCCAGGAGCUGUGCAUAGAGUGCCAGCCCCUUGGCCAACGAGUGAGCCCUGGCGCCCGGCGGCCAGAGCCCGUCCCAGAGGAUCCCCCGACGCAGCGCUGCCGGGCCCCCGCCUGCGACCAUUUCGGCAAUGCCAAGUGUAACGGCUACUGCAAUGAGUGCUUUCAAUUCAAGCAGAUGUAUGGCUAGCCCAAGACAGGGCGGCAGCCCGGCCCAGGGAGACCUGGAACUUUAGCCAGCGUGGUGCUCUGCUGUCAAGACCCCCAUGCCACCGGAGGGUCCGUCCUUGCACGAUUAGCUCAGGGUUCGUCUGAGCAAGGGAGGAAAGUAGCUCUCGGUCACAGCCUGGAAUGGGAGCGGCACGUAUGGCUGGCAGCAGAUGGCCUGGGAUUCAGCCUGGGGCUGCUCCUCCUCUCCUUCCAAGCAGGAGGCCAGGGACCUCGUGGACUCAGUAUGCAGGCCAGGACUGCUGCUGCGUCUUUCAAGAAAAAGGAGAAGACACAGGGUCAGGAGGGCCAGGAAACCUGGAGCCAUUCCCUCUGCCCUCCAGCCGCAUUUGUCACUCAAGGAGACCCAUUGUCUCACUCAAGGAGAUGAAGAGCUGAAGCCUCAGGGCCAGUGGGCCCUCCCCGCCAGGAGCGCAGGAAGCUUGGGGAAAGUGGACAGAUCCAGAGUGUCAGUCAUUUGGGGUAUUUCCCUGCCUGCCUCAUUCCUUUCCCACAGACAGGGCAGAAGCAGAACCAUCCACGGACUGUGAUUCUGAGGCUGCUGAAACUGAACAAGUUAACAAUGAAAAGCAAAUCAGCUGCUCUUUACAAUAUGCACCUUUUAAAACUCAGACCGUCUUAGUGGGCAGAUGUGUAACUCUUGGUUAUCACUGUCUUUACUUCUAAAGGUUACAUUGAACUGAGGUGUGCAUAAACACAGUACACAUAUAAUGUCCCCUUAUGUAUAAGGGAAUAGUUGGCUUUUUUUUUUUUUUUUUUUUUUUAACUGGAGUGAAAUGCUGCCCUAGGAGUUGUAAGAAGACUGAAUAAUAAUAACCUGUUUUCUGGUUGUUGUCGGGGCAGGCACCAUCCAUAACAGCAGCACUCUAUUCAAUCUAUGUAAAUCACUUUAUUUAUUUUAUUGCAAACUUUAAAGUUAUUUAAGUGAAGAUGUUCCUUUUGAUCUAAGGAAGAUGCUGAACUGUCUUCCUGCUUGCUUUCAAUCACGUGAUCGACUGGGGCAAGUUCCCGACCGCAGUGGAGGUGUCGGCCUCGUCCAUGCUCUUUGGUUGCCUUCCUUAGGAAAGACGGAAUUGCAUCGACAGUAAGUUCAUGAAAAUCUCACGCUUCUUCGUGAAACUCUGGCCAGAGCCACUUCCCAGCCCUCUGAUAAGAAACUGUUCUCCAGCAGCGUAUAGAUGCUUCUGCGUAUCCUACCUCCUUAGAGAGGCGAUUGGGAAGGAGCGGGGGUGAGAUUGGAGAUCACAGUGAGAGAUGCUGCCUUUGAUGCUGGUCUUAUUUGCUGUAUUAAUGCUGUGUCCUGGGGUGCGGGGCACCUUAGCAUUGGGACAGCAAAACCCUUGUAACCAUGAGUAUGAGAUUUCUUUCUGUCCUUGGCUUGCAGUGUCUCUGUGUGCUUUGUGUGUUACUGUCAUACUUGUUCUAGGGGGAAAAAAAAAAAAAAAAAAAAAAAAAAAGGCAGGGGAAACACAUUGUCCCCAGAGGUAAAGGCUGCUAUUUUAUUUUAUUUUAUUCUUUCGGCCUGGACUUACGACCUGAAAAUUGGCAAGCGCUAACUCUCCAUGGCCUUUACUUGUGCUACGUGAUAACGUUUUCUCCUUGGAACACCGUAGGCCUUUUUCCUCAACAUAUCUCUGUAAUUUCUUUCUAAAGGUUUCAAAUAAACUUCAGUGUGUUCAUUUA
This is a messenger RNA of Sus scrofa (pig), 7548 nucleotides long. The record is from RefSeq and is a predicted model, not a curated record. NCBI's taxonomy places the organism in Eukaryota, Metazoa, Chordata, Mammalia, Artiodactyla, Suidae.